This is a messenger RNA of Juglans regia (Persian walnut), 1514 nucleotides long. RefSeq names its product tRNA (guanine(26)-N(2)/guanine(27)-N(2))-dimethyltransferase. Bases 11 to 1312 code for a protein of 433 amino acids. Lineage: Eukaryota; Viridiplantae; Streptophyta; Magnoliopsida; Fagales; Juglandaceae. The record is from RefSeq and is a predicted model, not a curated record. Gene Ontology annotation, cellular component: nucleus. The transcript is spliced from 6 exons. Gene Ontology annotation, biological process: tRNA N2-guanine methylation. Gene Ontology annotation, molecular function: RNA binding.
AUUUCCCGCCAUGUUAAACCUCAGUACUCCAUCCUUAGUUCCCCCUGUUCAAUUCAACCCAAAAAUCCCCCAAAGCCCUAACUCUAGAUUUACCAACCCCUGCCAAUUGAAGCCAGCAUCCAAUAACAUUUGCAAAUCCGAGUGUCGGACCGAAAGGGGUAUCGAAUUCCAGACCGGCGACACCUUCUUCCGCCAAGAGAGCGCUACGGGUCGAGACCUAGGCGUGCUCGCCGCCUCGCUCUACAAGAAAUCCAAAGGUGAAUUGAGGGUUCUUGAUGCGUUGUGCGGUUGCGGGAUCCGAUCUCUUCGGUACCUCGUUGGAGCUGAGGCUGAUUUCGUCUGGGCGAAUGACGCAAACGACGAGUACAGGAGGAUCAUCUCGGAGAAUCUAUCUCGGGUCGUUUGGAGGGGUUUGGAGGACGAGCGGAGAUGGAUGGUGACGCACUUCGAUGCGAAUCGGGUCAUGGCGGAGUGUUACCUGCAAAGAGAGUUUUUCGAUUUCAUUGACGUGGAUUCGUUCGGAAGCGAUUCUUCGUUUUUGAGGUCAUCGAUGAACGCUCUGAAAUUGAAUGGGUUGCUUUAUGUUACUUGUACCGAUGGAUACACAUCCGGUGGUCACCGGCCUUGCCAAUCUUUAUCUGCAUAUGGGGCUUAUGUUCGCCCAAUGCCGUAUUCGAAUGAGGUUGGUUUGCGGAUGCUUAUAGGCGGAGCUGUAAGGGAAGCUUCUGUGCUAGGCUAUCGCGUCACACCCCUAUUUUCGUACUACUCGUACCAUGGACCUGUUUUUCGAGUCAUGCUCCAGUUGAGCCGUGGGAAGCUUGUUGAUCAUAGGCAUUAUGGAUUCAUAGGCUACUGCCACAGCUGCGGAAACUCUCAAGCCUUUUCAUGGGAUGAAUUAGGUCAUAUGAGUUGCCCCUGUGGUGAUUCAAAGGUUUCCAAAUCCCUUGUGGUUUCGGGGCCCCUUUGGACGGGACCUCUUCACGAUGCGGCCUAUGUCACACAAAUGCUAAAUUUGGCGGAGCAAUGGGGUUGGGUGGGCAAUGUCGAAGGAGCUGAACUCGAGAAACUUUUGAAACAGAUGGUAGAUGAAAGUGACCCCAAAUUGUCAUUUGGGUACAUCAAGUUGGAUGAGGUGGCAAGCCGUGCCAAAAUAAAUUCUCCACCCCUCCGGAUCAUGAUGAGCGCCAUGCACCAGGAAGGGUACGUAGCAAGCAGGUCACACAUUUCUCCCAAUGUGAUCAAGACAAACUGUCCCAUGGCAGUAUGCAUGAGAAUUGCCAAGAAACUACAGGAUUCCUGCACUGGUGAAUGAUUUGGCAGGUUUAGUUAUACUGCUCAACAAACUGGACGUCAAAGCUAUACCUAGUUUUGUUGCCAGCACAUUUUUAUCCACGAUGUGCAAUGUUCAAUGGAAGGAGAUUCGAUUCCGCGUCCACUUCUACAAUCUGGUGUCCAUUUCUUGUUUGAGAUUUUCGAAAGAUUAAAAGUCAUGAAUGGAUGCAAAUGAUUAUGAA